AUGAAAUCGACUACGAAUAGUCCAAGCGUAUGGUUAAAAAUAUGUGUUGUAUUUGGUUUAUGUUUCUAUGGCUUAAUAGGGAUAUGUAUCAUAACAGCGGGUGCUAUCAGUUGUGUUCAAACUCAUCAGAUAAAACAGUUUCAUACAAAUACAACAUGUCUUGUGGAAGAUUACUCAUUUCAACAGAAAACAUGCAAAUCUUAUUAUGGACACAGGAGUGAAAGAUCCACCUGCUAUGACAAACAAUCCCAGGUCAUUUAUUCAAUUUUCAACGGUUCAUCUAUUACAAGCAGCAUCAAAUUAUAUGAACAACGUAGUCAAAGCGAUCAUCAAAAAGGAACAUCGAGCUUAUGCUGGUAUGAUAAGAACUCGGUUACUUCUGUUAUAUGGACCUUGCCAACUAAUGUUGAUGGUAUACUUUGCUUUACUGUUGGUUCAAUCUAUAUUAUAUUUGGUAUAUAUACGCUUACCUCUAUCGUAUACAGAUAUCGAAAACGGUUGGCUAAAUCCCGAGUUAACCCGAUAAAUAAUCGGUUACUUGAGAGCGAACAGAUUACUCUACCGUUUAACCAAGGUUGA
This is a messenger RNA of Rotaria socialis, 579 nucleotides long. NCBI's taxonomy places the organism in Eukaryota, Metazoa, Rotifera, Eurotatoria, Philodinida, Philodinidae. The record is from the annotation of a GenBank genome assembly.